AAUAUAUUUAUUUAUCUAAAUUAAAAGGGGAAGAGAAAUGAGUUGCUUUUCAUGUUUCUCAUCCCAAGAAAAGAAAGUACCAAAGAGACCUAACAAUAAUAAUGAAAAGAAAAUACAAAAUCAUCCUACACAAUCUCCUAAGAAGACAUUUCUACCUCAGCCAGAGAAUCAUUAUCAAAAGGCAAGGGCAAGCGCAAGUCCACAAAGAGAACCUAAAAUAAAUAAAGAGACCAAAAAAGAGAGUAGUAGCAACAUUGCUGCACAAACAUUCACCUUUAGAGAAUUGGCUUCUAUCACAAGAAACUUUAGGCAAGAAAAUCUAAUAGGUGAAGGUGGAUUUGGAAGAGUUUAUAAAGGAAGACUUGAAAAAACUAACCAGGAAGUAGCUGUGAAGCAACUUGACAGGAAUGGAUUGCAAGGGAACAGAGAGUUUCUUGUUGAAGUGUUAAUGUUGAGCCUUUUGCAUCAUCAAAAUCUAGUGAAUCUAAUUGGAUAUUGUGCCGAUGGAGAUCAAAGACUAUUGGUAUAUGAGUACAUGCCUUUAGGAUCCCUUGAGGAUCAUUUACUAGAUCUUGAACCACACCAAAAGCCAUUAGAUUGGUUUACAAGAAUGAAAGUAGCAUUGGAAGCUGCAAAAGGAUUAGAAUAUUUGCAUGAUAAGGCAAAUCCACCAGUCAUAUACCGUGACUUAAAAUCAUCCAACAUCUUAUUGGACAAAGAUUUCAAUGCAAAACUCUCUGAUUUUGGAUUAGCCAAGUUAGGACCUACAGGUGACAAGUCUCAUGUGUCUUCAAGAGUAAUGGGGACUUAUGGAUACUGUGCACCUGAGUAUCAAAGAACAGGUCAACUUACUGUUAAAUCAGAUAUAUACAGUUUUGGUGUUGUUUUGCUUGAAUUGAUUACUGGAAGGAGAACUAUUGAUAACACAAGACAUUCAAGAGAGCAAAAUCUUGUUACUUGGGCAUAUCCAGUAUUCAGGGAUCCACAUAGAUAUCCAGAAUUAGCAGAUCCAAAACUUGAAGGAAACUUUCCAAUGAGAUCAUUACAUCAAGCAGUUGCAGUAGCAGCAAUGUGUCUAAAUGAAGAACCAUCAGUGAGACCAUUGAUAAGUGAUGUUGUAACAGCUCUUAGUUUUCUUGGAAUAACACCAAUGAGUCAAGAUCCAAACCUUUUGUCACCAAUUGAUAUGUCAUCACCAACGGAUGAAAAUGAAGAAAAAAGUGCAACCUUGAGUCUUCUUGACGAUGAUAGUGCUGUCGUACGCCAAAGAGCUGUCGAUGAAGCCAUGGAAUGGGGUUCAAAUUCGAGGAAUAAACCAAAUUAUGACAGUUCUUCAUAUUUGUAA
This is a messenger RNA of Trifolium pratense (red clover), 1345 nucleotides long. Its product is annotated as probable serine/threonine-protein kinase PBL26. The record is from RefSeq and is a predicted model, not a curated record. Gene Ontology annotation, biological process: protein phosphorylation. NCBI's taxonomy places the organism in Eukaryota, Viridiplantae, Streptophyta, Magnoliopsida, Fabales, Fabaceae. The transcript is spliced from 5 exons. Gene Ontology annotation, molecular function: protein kinase activity; ATP binding. The coding region runs from base 38 to 1345 and encodes 435 amino acids.